Molecule: messenger RNA, 1314 nt
Organism: Homarus americanus (American lobster)
Lineage: Eukaryota; Metazoa; Arthropoda; Malacostraca; Decapoda; Nephropidae
Exons: 3
Coding region: 246-1136 (296 amino acids)
Biological process (GO): positive regulation of MAPK cascade
Cellular component (GO): terminal bouton
Molecular function (GO): transmembrane receptor protein tyrosine kinase activator activity
Source: RefSeq, a predicted model, not a curated record
UAUCAGCUUCUCUCAGCAGUCUGGCCGCGACCCUCAACUCCCGCUAGUCCCCACCACCCACCACACGCCCACACCAGUCACACACCGACUGUACUGUGGUAGCAUCUUGUGUAGCAGCCCCUCCCCCCACCCUCGCUGUGUGAGCAGUAAGAACUGGCCUAGGCUGUGGUAGUGGACACCUUGUUGCUGUCUCAGAUUUGUGAGUGCCUCCCUCGUGCUCGUCUCACACUUGUGAGUAUAGUGUGAUGUCUGAGGUGCCGCCGGUGGUACCGCUACUGUUGGUGGCAGUGCUCGUGUCCGCUACCUGCCGCCACGUGCAGCCCGUAGCCUCAGACUUGGGGCGUCCCAGCCAGGGCCUUCUUCUGCCCCGUCAUGCGUUAGCGGUCCCGCCCAGUGACAGUCCAUACGACACCAGCCGCAUCCGCCACGCCCUCCGUGUCCUUCUAGACCUUAACGACGUCGAGUUACAAACCCUGAUGGCGGGGGCACCGCCAGGCACUCCAGCGCCCCGCCUGGCGCCCUCCACUUCACUUUUCCUCACCAGCAGCCGCCAGUACCUGGAGCGCCUCCACACCAUCCUCUCCACCACCACGCAGGAGGCUGCACCUCCCCGCGCCCUCCCUUGGAAACCUAGAGUCUCAAGACACCGCAAGAAGAAGUCACGGGCGGGCCAGAAGAGCGUCCAAGACACAGGCAGCCCCGCCCCCCUCCCUGAAGACACAGAUGACAUCCUGGGCGCCCUGAGAGAGGUGUCCGCCUACCUGGCGGGGGUGGAGGAUGAGGAACAGGAGGACCAGGGCAGGCUAGAGCGGCUACGACGCUCCCACCACGGGUAUGGUCGCAAGCAUAACACGCUACAAGCACACGGGUCCAGGCAGUACGAGGCCCACCACUACCUCUACUACGUGCGGUCAGGGGAAUGCCCGCCAGCACCCGACGGAAGAGAGAAGAUGUUUUGUCCAACGCCCAACACUAAUGGCGAGUGGACGUGUGUUGAAGACGAGGACCUGUGUGACGGUGAAGCCCAGUGUCCUGCUGGCGAAGACGAGGCGCCCACACAUUGCCUCUUUCACACCGCGAUGAGAGCUCACCUAGACGAGCUUACCAAGUUCGUCAUGCUCACCAAGUUAACCUGAGGCACUACUAUACAACCUGAGGCACUGCUAUACAACCUGAGGCACUGCUAUACAACCUGAGGCACUGCUAUAUAACCUGAGGCACUACUAUACAACCUGAGGCACUGCUAUACAACCUGAGGCACUGCUAUACAACCUGAGGCACUGCUAUACAACCUGAGGCACUGCUAUACAGCCU